UUGAUAAACUCUAGCUUGAUAAAUAUUCCAUAGAUAAACUCAACAAAAAACACAGAGAGAAAGUAAAAGCUCAUUUUUGCUAAGAAAAGUGUUCGAAGCAUGUCAGGUGGAUACCCUCACCACCCUCCGGGCUACGGCUACGGCCCUCCACCGGGUCAGUCCUACACAGCCGCUCCAUACACUGCCGGCGCCCCGCCGCCGCCUCAACCCUACGGUGCCCCAUACGCCGCUGCACCAUACGGAGCACCUUCUGCUCCCUACUCUGUGCCUCCAGGGGAGAAGCCACCAAAGGACAAGCUCCAGGCACACGGAGUCGGAGGCGCUCCUCCAGUUCACGGCGGAAGUUAUCCUCCUGCAGGGGGUUACGCUAGCCCAUUCGGGGCUCUGUUGCCGUCGGCGUUUCCACCAGGUACAGAUCCUAACAUUGUGGCUUGCUUUCAAAUGGCUGAUCGAGAUGUAAGUGGGUUUAUUGAUGACAAAGAAUUGCAAGGAGCGCUUUCUUCGUAUAAUCAAAGCUUCAGUUUGAGAACCGUUCGUUUGCUCAUGUAUCUCUUCACCAACACUAACACCAGAAAGAUCGGUCCUAAGGAGUUCACUUCAGUGUUCUAUAGUCUUCAGAAUUGGAGGGCCAUCUUUGAGAAAUUCGACAGGGACAGGAGUGGUAAAAUCGAUGCCAAUGAACUGAGAGAGGCACUCUUGAGUCUAGGAUUUGCAGUCUCCCCGGUUGUUUUGGAUUUGCUUGUAUCCAAAUUUGAUAAAACUGGGGGCAAAAACAAGGCCAUUGAAUAUGACAACUUCAUUGAGUGCUGCCUUACAGUUAAAGGACUAACUGAGAAAUUCAAGGAGAAGGACACCAUGUACAGUGGUAAUGCGACUUUUACGUACGAAGCGUUUAUGCUCACCGUUCUUCCAUUCCUAAUUGCAUAGGUUAAUGGAAAAUAUAAUAAUAGUUUUGGUUUGUCUAUGAUAGCAAUAGUAUAUAAUAAUAAAGCUUGAAAAAGCGUUUGAAUUUGUCUCUUGUAUUUUGGAGUCAAUGCCAAGUUUUUAUGCAGUUUUCACUUGUGAUGUUCUAUUGUUCCAUAGGGCCCAUGUGUUGUUACUUUCUGAAAGUUUUGCUCACGCUUGUCGCGGGCCUUUUACUCCUAUUGGACUUCUUAUUUUCUUAUUGUACUUAAUACGUGUAAGGCCUUUUGCUCAAGGGAGGCCCUUUGUUUUUCUUUA
This is a messenger RNA of Durio zibethinus, 1221 nucleotides long. RefSeq names its product calcium-binding protein CBP-like. Gene Ontology annotation, molecular function: calcium ion binding. The record is from RefSeq and is a predicted model, not a curated record. NCBI's taxonomy places the organism in Eukaryota, Viridiplantae, Streptophyta, Magnoliopsida, Malvales, Malvaceae.